Mycena citricolor is the source of this 872-nucleotide messenger RNA. Lineage: Eukaryota; Fungi; Basidiomycota; Agaricomycetes; Agaricales; Mycenaceae. The record is from the annotation of a GenBank genome assembly.
CCAACUUUCGCGCAACUACCACUACGACGCGCCUCGAUGUCGAUCUCAGUGGAAGAAGCUAUACAACAACUGCGGGAAGUCAGGGCUCUCGUGGUGCCAGACGAGGACUACCUUGGCCUAGUUUCAACCGAAGAAACUAUCGCGCUUACCGAAUCUAAUAGGCGAAAGGAGCUAGAGGAGUUGCAUUCGAAUUUGAAAGCACUCUCCAAGAUCGUCGAGGCCGCUCGUGUCUCGGCGACUCGACCAUCCACAGUUCCCACCGCAGAGAUGCACGCCGCCACAUUGAAUGAACUCGACGAAUCCAGCCUUUCCUUGGCGAAAUCUAUUCAGGAAGCAGAGGGUUUGGUCGCCAGCAAGGAGGGAGAGCUUGCUUCGCUCAAAGACAAAGCCCGGCGAUUAGAGUACUACGAUCCAGCCGCAGAACACGAGAAAGAGCUGGAUGGUGCUGCACUCCGACUGCAGAUCUACAAGAGACUGGGGUUUCAGCCUGUCACCGACAAGAGUGGCGGACUCAAAAAGAUGCUCGUUCGCUCUUCGGAAGGCGACAUUCAUAUAGUAGAUUUCUCGGAGGGGAGAACAGACUUUGAGUACGCGGAGCAACUUUGGAAAGCGGCCAGUUCAUAAAGACUUGGCUAUGUGUCUGUAAGAUAACGACUGAGGAUGUAUUAUUGUGCAGCAGCGGCACUGGCUCGCAAGCCAUCUUUAAGCACCCAGAUCUUGUUGACCUUGCACUUCUCUGCGACUUCUCGGACCUUGGCCUCGAUCGAGUUUUUCUUGACUUUAUGUUGUCGUAAAUCCUGAUAGAUGGUAUCGAUGAGGAUGGGGAAGCUGCCAGUUUGUAUCCUGGAUAUCCUUUCCAGAAGGAAUGCCAA